AAAUUUGACAUAUUUUUCUUUCUGCCGAGUGGAAGGCAAAACUUCUGCAAAACACAGCAAGUAGUUUUUAUUUCGGCAAAUUCACUGCUAAAUGUGCGGUUUUAGGUAUAUUUAAUAGACUGUAAUUAAUGACUAGGGAUAUGGCAGGUUUGGAAGACUACGGGAGGUACCUGGAAGAUGAUGAAGACCAGUUAGAUAAUAUCCCUCGGUUUCAUCCGACCUUCAAAGCUUCCCAUGAGGCGACACAUUAUCAGUUCAUAAACUCUGAGCGAGAUCUGACGCUUCCGUUGCAAAAGCACAAAAAUGUGCAGCCCAUCUAUGAAAGUCCGGACGACGAAAUUUCGCUCAAGAAAUAUCUGGGCGCCAGUGUCAACCUGAUAAGUCUGAUAACGGAGAACCUCCUAUGCCAUCCCUUCAUGGUUCUGCGACGGCAGUGUCAGGUGCACCACAAUUCGAAGAAGUACCACAUCGUUCCACUAACGUUGGUUCCGGUGAUCGUUCAUCUCCAUCAGCGACAAGGAGUGACCACACUGUGGAAAGGUAUAGGAAGUGUCCUCCUUGUGCGUGGUCUGACUCUGGCGGUGGAGGAUGUUAUUUCAAAAUUUACACCAUGGCCAAAGGAAGUAAAUUCAAAGACCACACUGAAGCAGUUUGGACAACAUCUGUUACUCAAAUGCAUCAGCUUAGCCACAAUUGUUCCGUUCUAUUCGGCGUCUUUAGUAGAGACGGUUCAGAGUGACAUCGCCAGCGAGAAGCCCGGAAUCUUUGACGUGUUCCGUGAAGGUGCAAGCCGAUUGGUUUCUUGGAGCGUUCCUCAGAAGGGUCGAAUGCUACCAAUAUGGGCGCUAGUCGGCCCGAGUAUAUCGCUCGGAAUAUCCAAAUACAUUUGCCAGCUCUUCAUUAGAGGAAUUUCCACACGAAUCAUGUGCCGUCGGGUUACGUUCUUCGAAGAGAAACGAGGCGCUCGUACUCGCGAUUUCACCGCUCAAAGUCAGGUCAUUGAAGUGUACUCAACGAUGAUUUCGCUCAUGACCACGGAGAUUAUUUUCUACCCAUUUGAAACAAUCCUGCAUCGAAUUCAGCUACAAGGCACCCGUACCAUCAUCGAUAAUCUGGAUUCCGGAUAUUCGGUAGUUCCGAUAUUGACCAGUUACGAGGGCGUCGUUGACUGCUACCGUCAAACUAUUGCCACCGAAGGCGUGUCCGGUCUGUACAAAGGCUUCGGAGCAAUGCUGCUACAGUUUGCCGCUCACGUUGCUGUGAUAAAGCUGGGCAAGUGGAUCAUAACGCAAAUAUCGGAGAUCAUGUCCAACAAGCCGCCCCCGAAGGUGGCCGAAUUCUACAAUCUGGAUGCGAAAAACUCCGGUGGCUCGGCCAGCAUGUCGAGAAGCAUCAGUGGAAUAAGCUCCCUCAGCGAGGAACUAUCUUAAGUCCAAAUUCAUGGCGACACACGUGAUUAAAAGUUGUUUCAUUACCAAAAGA
Armigeres subalbatus is the source of this 1482-nucleotide messenger RNA. RefSeq names its product mitochondrial outer membrane protein SLC25A46 (gene Slc25A46a). Lineage: Eukaryota; Metazoa; Arthropoda; Insecta; Diptera; Culicidae. Bases 129 to 1430 code for a protein of 433 amino acids. Gene Ontology annotation, biological process: mitochondrial membrane fission; mitochondrial fission. Gene Ontology annotation, cellular component: mitochondrial outer membrane. The record is from RefSeq and is a predicted model, not a curated record. The transcript is spliced from 6 exons.